UCGAUGGAGAACAUGCUGUAUCGGACGGUGCACAAUCAUGAAGACCACUCUUAUCGUCAGUCAAAAUUAGACUUUUAUGUAUUAACUAUUUUCCUUGUUAGUUUUUUUCGUCCUGUUAUUUUACUCUCGCAUUUUAUUCAUAUAUAUUAUUCCAGUUAUUAUUUAUCUUUUCUGUUUUUUCCUUAUUUUCUCUUUAUUUUCUAAAUAUAUCAUAAUCGGUACCUUAAUUCAAACUCAUAAACUACAACUAGCCUUAUCUAAGCUCGAAGUACAGAAGAAAAUCGUAGUAUUGGAACGAAUUGUAGCUUGUAAAUCAUUAACUAGAUCUGGUUGCAAGACUAAUUAUACAUAUUAAAAGACAGAAUAUUUAAAAUUAUAGACGAUAUCCAUAAUACGUAUAGUUUCUCUAAAAGAUUGCAUACUUUUUGUUACCAUUUAACAUUUAAGAAGCUUUCAAUAAACUUAUAAAUACGAAGUAAGAAAGAAUAAACUUAAGUUUCAUUUUCUUUGAGGGACCUCCGCCCUUUCCCGAGCCAAAAACUUUUUUUUAGAUUUUUUUUCUGUUUAAUCUAAAGGUGUAUUAAAGUCCCCUCUAGGUGUGUUAUAAAAAUCAGAAUCUCUCACAGUCGGGAAGUCCUUGGAAAGCCGGUUUUUUAAAGACCUAUGAAACAAAAAGUUUUAUUUGUUUAUUUUUUGAUAUUAAGUCAUAUUACAAUGUAAUAUAUCUAUACUAUGAAAAUCAGAACUCUCCUCCCCUCAAAGAUCAAUAGGUCUCUGAAAAACCAAGUUUUUUAGCAACAUAUAUGACAAAAAUAAUUUUAUUUUUUGUUAUUCCUAAAGAUGUUUCAUUUUGUUAUCUUCUUCAUUGGUAAUAGCUAUAACCAUAUCGACUCAUACAGUUCCAGAAAAGUGAAAUUGCGGUAUCAUAUGUCAUGCAUAAAACUCCUGUAUUAAGUGACAUCUUUUCUUCAAAUAUUUAGUUUUCAAGAUGAUUGGCCCUAGUGGCGGAGCCACCAGUGGGGCUAGGCGGGGCUAAGCCCCACCUAGAAAGAUUUGAGCCCUACCUAGGAAGUUUUUGAAAAGUUUUUCUGAAAUAGAACUUGCAACGGUAGCUUUCUAUUUAAUUAUAAUAUAAAAGAUAAAAGUUUUUCUCCCUUUUCUACUAUGUAAAGAAGUAUAUCUAGCUGUAUUUAAUGUCUGCAUAGAUAAUCUAAUGCAAGAUUUUCUAUUUUUCAAUUUCGAUCACUAUAGUUUCUUAGCGUAUCAGUGUCACUAAUGCAACGGUUGCUUUUUACUUAGUGCUGUAAGAAAGAAUUUAGUUUACGAUCUCUCGUGCCAUAUACCAGCACUGGUACUAGCAUGCACGAGCCAAAAAGGAUUAAAAGUAUUUUUUAGUGCGACUCUUGUAUAUUUGGUAUGUUUCUGUUCUCUCUCUUCCUUCUGUUCUGCUAAAGUACGUAAAUAACACGUUGAAUAAACAUAUAUCUCUUUUCUUUUCUUCGUUUUAAGUCAUUUUCCACACGUUUCUCUUCCCUUGUUAUAGUGUACGUAUUUUUUCUUUUCGUCUAUUUUAUUUUAAGAUAUCACUGUUUUUUUUCUAUUUCAUUCAGUUAUACAUAGAUCCCAUCCGAAAUAAAGAUUAAGAUUUAAUAUCCAUCAGUUAGAUGAUUCUUCCUCUGACAAGUAUAAGUUCUUCUCCUGGAAAAUUAAACUAAAAGCCUACGAGUUUGGUCUUAUUAUCAUUGGAUUCACAAGCCCAAUAUUCACAUGGAUACAUAAAAAAAUAUUAAACUAUUUCUUAGUACAUCUGUCUCUGACUCAACUAUUCAUCACGCAACAUUUUCAGCUUCAUCUCCAUCUCCCUCUUAAUUUCUAGAUGAUGUUACUGUAACUCUUGUUUUGUUGAACAUACUGUCACCUCUACUUCAAACUCAAAUAGAGAAAAAUACAAUUGAUAUUCUUCUUUUAUGUUAGUUGUUCCCUCUAAAGCCUUUGGCAAAAUCAAUUCCGAACGGUAUCGGUGCUUCCGGCAAUGAACCCCUGAUACAUUCUCAAUUGUGAAGAUACCUAACGAACUAUCAAAUUCAUAGUCGUCAAUUCAGCAGUAUUGAAACCGCCUCUGAUUAGAUUACUACUGUCAAGUGAAACUCCGUAUCGUCUGAGUUUUUUUUAUUUACUUUUUUAUCUGAAGUAUUUUUAACUAAAGCUACUUUACUACUUUCAAACAUUUACAUUAUCUCGGAGGUAAUAAAAAAUAUAUUAGCUCUACUUCAGAUCGAACUUCAGAAAACUGAUGGGCUAAGCUCCACCUAGCACGAAAACCUGGCUCCACCGCUAAACUUCAACUUGUUAAUCCAACAACACAAGUUGCUUUAUUUUCGAUUUGUACUGGAAAUUGUUCAACAAUUCAAAAUAUAACUUGGAAUAUUUAUUAUGGAGCAUCAAAUUCAUCUUCCAAUGUCACUCAAUGGACUUUAUUCAAUCAAACAACUUUUUAUCAAAAUAUUUGGUUUUUUGGGGCAAAUACAACAAAUUUCACUGCAAUAAACCAAUUAUUUUUAUCGAAUUCUCAAUUAGAUCUUUGGCGAUUUGAAGUUGUUUAUAGAUUUGUAUCAGAAACAAGUUCAAGUUCAUUAAAUUUUGUCAUUAAUCAACCACCAUUCAAUGGUUCAUGUUCCACCAAUCCUCACAAUGGUACAACAAGUAGUUUAUUCACUAUUUCAUGUCCAGAUUGGUUUGAUGAAGAUGGCAUUAAAGAUUAUUCACUUUAUAUUUGGACAACAGAUCAAACAGAACGAAUGAUGAUUGCAUUUUCACAAGUACCUACUUUUCAAGUGCAUUUGCCAGCUGGAUUACUUCAUAUGAUGAUUUAUAUUCGUGAUACUCUUGAUUGUGUCGCACAAUUCAAUAUGUCAUCUAUUAGUGUCACAACAGAUUUUGAUACAAUUAAUGAUUUAAUUAAUAAUAUACAAAAUUCAACGACUAAUUCAUUUAUGCGCAUUCUCGCCGGUGGAAAUCAAAAUUUAGUUGGACAAGUGAUUGUUUCCGUAUCACAACAGUUUAAUAAAAUGAAUAAUGAAAGCAUAGACAACGCUGUUUUAAAUGGUAUUCCAGCUACAAGUAUAUCUAUAUCGUCCUUAGAAAGUCAAUAUUCACAAGGGAAUUUUACUUCAUUGAAUGGUUCGGCUUUGAUCGCAUACAAGAAAGAGUUGAAUUCUCUUGCAAAUGUACGCGAUCAACUUAUAAAAUAUAUGGUUGAUCCUCAAGUUUUUGAUGCCAACAGUCUUAAAUUACAAUCAUUAUCCUUAGCGCAAUUUACUGAAUCAACAAAUCAGUUGACACGAACAGUUUUAAUGCUUGUAUCGAAUAAAUGUUAUCAAUUAUCCCUUGCUUUACGUUCGAUGGCAACACAAAUUUCAUAUGAAGAUGUUCAAAUAAUCACAACUCAACUUACUCAAUGCGCUACUAAUAUUCUAAGUGCUGUUAAUGGACCAUUACAAGAACGAAUACUUGUUUUGGAUUUAGAUUCAUCUCGUGCAACAGCAUUUCCGACAGAUUAUGAUACAGAUAUUGAAUCAGAAUGGUCUAAUCCAAAUCUAUUUGCUGAUGGAAAUGAUUUUUCAUGGGAAACAAUUGAAAAAGAUCGAAAUGCUUACUAUCAACAACAACUAGCAAAUACAAUUAGUAAUCAAACGAAUGAAAUUAUAUCCUUAUUGACGUCUACAUUGAAUAUUCAUAUUAAUAUCGGUCAAAAUUUAACAAUAAAUACACCAUCAACAUUUAUGUCGUUAGAAACAAUAUCAAUAGAAACUCUUUCAAACAAACAAAUUCAACAAGUUGGAAAUGCCCAAAUUAAUAUUCCGGAACAUUUUAAUUCGAGUAUAAGUAACAAUUCAACAGUGAUGCUUAGAUCAAGAAUGGAACCACUUGCUGUAUAUGGUAGUUCAAAAUCUCAGCUAGCAAAUACAAAUGUUUCAACAUCAAUAUCACUUUCAGUUGUUGAUCGUAAUGGAAAUGUAGUUACAAUCAAAACAAAUGAAACUCAUCCGAUUGAAAUAAUUAUUCCUCAUGAUCUAAAUCUCAUAAUUCCAUUAAUGAUUAUUCAAAAUGUUACAUCCAUAAAUUCUACAUUUCAUAAUCAAUUAUUUUCUUUUCAUUAUAUUAAUAUUACGAACACACUUCCGAUUUCAGCUCAUAUUGGAAUUCAUCCAUUGGAAACAAAUAUUUCUUAUUUAUUUAUUUAUAAAUUUGAUCAAAUACCUCAAUUAAAUACUUCAAUAAAUCAAAUUGAUGGAUGGACUGUAUUUUGCCCUUUCAAUUUAACAAAUGAAAGUAUGUACACAUAUUUUAUUAAUAAUCAACAAACAUUUGGUCAUCAAUCAAUUAUAUUUGGUUUAAGAGAAUUAAAUUCAACAGAAUUUAGAGAUUUUUGUAUAAAUUCUUCAACUGUAAAUCCUCCAACAACAGAUUUUAAAUUUAAUUUUACAUCAAAUUAUGAACUUCGUAUUUAUACAUCAGGUUGUUAUUAUCUUGAUCAAAAUAAUCAAUGGAAAUCUGAUGGAUUAAUAGUUGGUCCUUUAACAAAUCAUUAUGAAACUCAAUGCUUUUCAACUCAUUUAACAACAUUUGCAAGUGGUUUUCGUGUUUUACCUGAACCAGUGAAUUGGAAUUAUGUUUUUGCUAAUGCUGAUUUUCUUCGAAAUAAAACCAUUUAUUUAACUGUUAUUUGUGUCUCAGUUAUUUAUUUGAUUUUGUUGGUUUAUGCACGUUUGAAAGACAAAAGAGAUCUUGAAAAAUUAGGAGUAACAUCAUUACUCGAUAAUCAUAAAUCAGAUCAAUAUUUUUAUCAAAUUAUUGUUUUUACUAGUCGAAGAAAAGAUGCUGGAACAAAAUCGAAAGUUCAUUUUGUAUUGUCCGGUGAUUCAGAUACAACACAUAUUCGUACAUUUGCUGAUCCACAUCGACAGAUAUUUCAACGUGGUGGAAUUGAUGCAUUUAUUAUGACUGUUCCAAAAUCAUUGGGAUUGUUGAAUUAUAUUCAUAUUUGGCAUGAUAACACAGGAGGAGGUUCAUCAUCAUCAUGGUUUCUCAAAUAUUUAAUAGUUCGUGAUUUACAAACAAUGGAAAAAUAUUAUUUUAUUUGUCAACGAUGGUUAGCAGUAGAAAAAGAUGAUGGAAAAAUUGAACGCCUUUUACCAAUCGCUAAUGAAAUAGAAAAAAAUCAAUUUUCUUAUAUAUUAUCAAAAAAAGCAUAUCACAAUGUAUCAGACAGUCAUCUUUGGUUUUCAAUAUUUUCUCGUCCAUCAUCAAAUAAAUUUACACGUAUUCAACGAUGUACGUGUUGUUUUGUCUUAUUAUUUCUUUCAAUGUUUUUGAAUAUAAUGUAUUAUGAUUUAUCAAAUCAAGCUAAAUCCACAAAUAACACGAAUAGUUUAUCUAUUGGUCCUCUUCAUAUAGCUUCUCAACAGAUUUUAAUUGGUAUGAUCGUUGAAUUGUUAUCAAUAGUUCCGAGCCUUUUACUCGUUCAAUUCUUUCGACGUAUACGAAGUCGUCAACAACAAAUAUCACCAUUACAUCAAACUUUAUAUAAAAUGAAAUCACAUUUGAAAAUGUUUGCGAAAUUUGAAAAUGAAAGAAAAAAGAAAUCAGAAAAACUUACAUUUCCAUGGUGGUGUUUAUUUAUUGCAUAUGGUCUUUGUAUAAUAUUGGUAGGUAUGUCUAUUCUAUUUAUAAUAGCUCGUGGAAUUGAAUUUGGUGAUCUGAAAACAAAGCAAUGGUUAACAUCAGUUUUAAGUGGAUUUUUCUCGUCAAUUUUGCUUACUCAACCAGUUAAAAUUUUAUGUCUGACAAUAUUUUUUGCUUUUUUUUGUCGAAAUACAAAUGAUAACGAAGAAACGAAACAUUAUUUGGAUGGAAAUGAAGUUAAUUUCGAUAAUGAUUUUGAAGAUUAUCCUCAGCAGGUUGAGGUAUGA
Adineta steineri is the source of this 5972-nucleotide messenger RNA. NCBI's taxonomy places the organism in Eukaryota, Metazoa, Rotifera, Eurotatoria, Adinetida, Adinetidae. The record is from the annotation of a GenBank genome assembly.